AACAGAAAGAAUAUAUCGAUAAAGUCUCAUCACCAAGCAGCUGUUCCCAAUGUUUGAAAGAUGAGCCCAAUGGGACGCAAACCACCAGUUUCGUGGUCGCAACAUUACGAACUGAUGCUUUUCGAUAUGUGGGAGAAAAACUUGAGCGAUUUGGAGCCCGGUUCCGGCAAAAUGAAUAUUGAAAUUUACAAAAUGAUGGCGCAAAAGCUGGACGAUGCUGGUUUUAUUGGAAUCGAGUGGAAAUCGGUAUGCACCAAGCUGCACAACAUAACCAGGAAGUAUAGAUUGGAGGCCAAAGAGCCGGUGUCGAAUUGGAUUUACUUUAACAGGCUCAACAAGAUGCUCAAGAACUGGAGACCUGAAAACCCACGUAAUCCAGCGUACCAGAGUAAAAAAAAGAGUUUUGAGGAGUUUAAGACAGAGUAUGAAGAAACUGAAUAUUUGAGCGGAUAUCUAAAGGUCAAUGGCGAACGUGAGAAUGAAUCUUGGCAGCAACAAAUAGACCCGCUGUCACAUUCUGGAGUCCUCAAUGAUGAUCUGUCUCCUCCACCUACUCGUGAAUCUGCUGGUAAGAACGAAAUGACGGCCUUCGAGGCCAGAAUGCUGGCAGCCUCACAGGAACGUAACAAGGAGCUGCAAAAGUUAAGGAAGGCUUUAACUGACAUAGGCCAAAGGCGUCUGGGCGUCUUGGAGCGCAUGGAACAAACGAUGAACCGCAUGGAAGAAGAAAAUGCUAAAUACCACCAACAAAUGUUUGAAAAGAAAUCAUAACAAGAAGAUUUCCCUCCUAAAGUCACAUUUAUGUAGGUCUUAGAAUAUAGUUUACUAUAAUUUAACAGUUUACAUACAUGUAAAUGUCCACAAAAGCAACUUUUGUGGAGGAGAAAUCCUUUAUUUUUAUCUCUAAUCAAAAUAGCGCCAAAUAUUUUUGAAAAAAGCUAAGCCAAAAUAGAGCUUUCAAAAAUCAUUCACACAGCAGCGUUGAGAAUGCCAUUUUUAUUCCAAGCACCCAGCGAAAGCGUCAAGAGCCCUAAGCUUA
Molecule: messenger RNA, 1039 nt
Organism: Drosophila serrata
Lineage: Eukaryota; Metazoa; Arthropoda; Insecta; Diptera; Drosophilidae
Source: RefSeq, a predicted model, not a curated record